This is a messenger RNA of Conger conger (European conger), 3341 nucleotides long. It is a transcript of the gene chchd3a, whose product is annotated as coiled-coil-helix-coiled-coil-helix domain containing 3a. Gene Ontology annotation, cellular component: MICOS complex; mitochondrion. Lineage: Eukaryota; Metazoa; Chordata; Actinopteri; Anguilliformes; Congridae. The coding region runs from base 219 to 2255 and encodes 678 amino acids. The record is from RefSeq and is a predicted model, not a curated record. The transcript is spliced from 10 exons. Gene Ontology annotation, biological process: inner mitochondrial membrane organization.
AGGCAGCAAUGUUCCACAAGAAGGUGACACAAGCCAUCCAAUGGGAGCAACGAUUAUUUAAGAGUUCACAAGUGGGAAGGGCAGGGACCGGUAGUGCACUUGUACUGUGUGCCGAGGCGUGAGGCCUUGGCGAUUUGAUUCUGGUAUUAAAAUUGUUUUAGUGUGGAUUGAAUAACAUAUUGCAUCUACCCAGACAGCUUUCGCAUACUUCUGCUGGUAUGGGAAGUAACAACAGCACCCGCCGCGUCUCCUUUGAAUCGGACGAGAAUGACAACGUUACGGUUGUGAAGGGCAUUAGGCUGUCAGAGAAUGUCAUCAAUCGUAUGAGAGAGGCCCCCUCUCCUCCAGUCCGCCCCCGAUCGCCACCAAGACUCCCGAUGCCUCCGCUCGCCGUGGAACCUGUGGCCCCUGUGUUGGCACCUCCCACCUUUAAGUCUGUGCCUCCCCCUGCUGAAAGUGCUGCCCCCCCUCCCAUGCUGCCUCCCAUUAUGGAACCUGCCCCAGCACCACCUCCGGCUCCCAUGAGUGACACUGUGCCCCCACCUCCACCUGCUCCAACAAUUUUGGAAACCGUAGUCCCCAUUCCCGCACUUCUCCCAGCGGAACUGGUGUCCUCACCUCCUCCCGCUCCCCUUGCUGAACCUGUAGCUCCUCCCGCUUCCCCUGCUGAACCUGUAGCUCCUCCACCCCCUGUUGCCGAACCUGUAGCCCCCCCUCCACCCCCCGUGAUUGAACCUCUGGCCCCUCUUCUGGCUCCGCUCGUUGAACUUGUGUCCCCCCCUCCUCCACCACCACCCAUGGUGGAACCUAUCACCUCUCCCCUUCCUGUUGUCGAACCCGUAGCCUCCCCUCCUCCACCUCCUGUUGUUGAACCGGUGGUCCCCUCUCCAAGCCCCGUGAUUGAGCCCAUUGCCCCUUCUCCACCGCCUCUUAUUGCAGAACCCAUUGUUCUCCCUCCUCCCCUUGUUGAAACAGUGGUUCCCCCACCUCCCCCUGUUGAAAUCAUUGCCCCACCUCCCCCUGUUGAAAUCAUUGCCCCACCUCCCCCUGUUGAAAUCAUUGCCCCACCUCCCCCUGUUGAAAUCAUUGCCCCACCUCCCCCUGUUGAAAUCAUUGCCCCACCUCCCCCUGUUGAAAUCAUUGCACCCCCUCCCCCUGUUGAAAUCAUUGCCCCACCUCCCCCUGUUGAAAUCAUUGCCCCACCUCCCCCUGUUGAAAUCAUUGCCCCACCUCCCCCUGUUGAAAUCAUUGCCCCACCUCCCCCUGUUGAAAUCAUUGCACCCCCUCCCCCUGUUGAAAUCAUUGCCCCGCCUCCCUCUGUUGAAAUCAUUGCCCCGCCUCCCUCUGUUGAAAUCAUUGCAGCUCCCACUGUCGAAAUCAUUGCUCCUCCUCCUGUCGAAAUCAUUGCUCCUCCUCCUGUCGAAGUCAUCGCCCCACCUCCCCCUGUCGAAGUCAUCGCCCCACCUCCCCCUGUCGAGGUUACCCCCCCUCCCCUUAUUGAAGCCAUUGCCCCUGCCACUGUUGAAAUCACCGCCCCUCCUCCCCUUGUUGACCUGGCUCCCCCACCUGCAGCAGUUGACAUUUUUGCUCUGCCUCCACUUCCACCUGUUAACGAGGAAGACCUACGGAGGAAGAUCGCGGACGAGCUGCUUCAGGAGCUGGAGCAGGAGAGGAGCAUCAGGGAGAUGGAGAUGCUCCAGCGGCUGGAUGAGGAGAAGGCCCAGGUGACGGCCCGGGCUGAAAUGCGUAUCCAGGACGAGGUGGGGCGGAUCCUGAACGUGGAGCGGGCGACCAGCCAGGAGUCCAUCAAGCGGGCGGUGCUGAAGGAGCGAAUCACAGCCGAGGACGAGCGUCUGCGCGCCCAGCUCUACGGGCUGGAGCGUAAGGUAAGGUUGAAGGAAGGAGAGUCUGAGGCCCAUCAGCUGGAAGAGAAGGACAGAGAGCUGAGGAAACAGGAAGCCUUCUACAGGGAGCAGGUGGCCAAGCUGGAGGAGAGGAGUGCAAAGUUCUACAGAGUCACCACAGAGAACUACCACAAGGCUGCUGACGAGGUCAACGCCAAGUUCAAACGCGUUGAGAUUAAGCCCAUCUGCGCUGAUCUGCAGGGACAGAUCCUGAAGUGCUACAGGGAGAACACUGGCCAAACGCUGUCCUGCUCCAGGAUCGCAUCGCUCUACCUGCAGUGUGUCAACGACGCCAAACAGAAUGCCAAGCUGGAUCAACCUCAGCUACAGGCUGCACAGAUAACAAGAUGAGAACAGGAGGUUAGCGUCCCGUGCUGUAGCCAAGUAGCCGUGUUUUCGUGUUUUGCCGUUAUGGACCAGGAGGUGAAGAAUCAUGUCCAGAUACACAACCGACCCAGGAGAACAGACCAGCGACUCGGACUGCAGCGGCCAAAGAGGGAGAUCAACUUUCUGUUUCUACAGCGCCUGGAGGGAAUGCGUUCACUAUCCACUGGCUCCUGUCUGACUCUUCCUACAUCACUAGGAGGGUAUAGGUCACUAUCCACAGGUUCCUGUCCGACUCUUCCUACAUCACUAGGAGGGUAUAGGUCACUAUCCACUGGCUCCUGUCUGACUCUUCCUACAUCACUAGGAGGGAAUAGAUCACUACCCACAGGUUCCUGUCCGACUCUCACUACAUAAGGAGGGAAUGGGUUUACUAUCCGCUGGUUUCGGCCUACCUCUCCCUACAUUCCAAGGAGGGAGUAGGUUUAUCUAUUGGUUCAUGUCUACCUCCCCUUGUGUCUCAAUGAGUAAAUAGGUCUACUACCCACUGGUCCCUGUCUACCUCUCUCUAUAAGUGUCAAGAUUGGUUUGUAGGUUCACUUACUCUUCUCUGUCUACCUCUCCCUACUCUGCAAGAUGGUUUCAAGGGUUCACUGCCACACAGGCGACCAGUAAUGCAACAGGAAGUGAUGCGCUGUGUGACCUCUGGACUCAGACCUCUUUACAUGGUCCGGGUCCAGGGUUCAGGAACAGCCUCACGCAAAAAAAAAACUAAUCACAGGCACCUCGCUCGCCGCCACCAGACACACCCCGCCAGGGGCGUGCACGUUUCCCCCGCUUCUCUCCCUGGCCACGCGUCGACAGUAAAACUAAAGCGGGUUUUGUAUUGCUUUUUUUCCGCUUAUCGUGACAGCCCUGCGUCCCUUUUGGGCAUCCUCUCUUCAUCUCGCUCUCUGUACGUGCCGUAGCGUCGAAGGCCUAGCUGCUUGCUUUUGUUUUGAUCCGCACGAGUCGCAUCAAGUGUUGCACAUGGGGAAAAAAAAAAUAAUGAAAUGCUGUAAUUGUUUCUGAACAUGUCCUAUCAAUAAUACAUUUGCUGCACAUGCUCCAGUC